AUGGUCCUGAUCCUGAACGAGAAGACCAGGAAGGAGCGACUGUUACUAAGACUGAGAGAAGGCAUGACAGUUGGUGAUGGUCAUGAUGGUCAUUAUGGUGGUGAUGAUGAUGAUGUUGAGGAUGUUGAUGAUGAUGGUGAUGAUGGUGAUGAUGAUGGUGAUGAUGAUGAUAAUGAUGGUGGUGAAGAUGAUGGUGAUGAUUAUGAUGAUGAUGAUGAUGAUGAUGAUGAUGGGUCGGCGAAUACCUCACGCCCGGUGCGUGAUGAUGAUAACUAUGCUGAUGAUGAUGAUGGUGGUGAUGAUGAUGGUGAUGAUGAUGAGGUGAUGAUGAUGAUGAUGAUGAUGAUGAACCAAAGGAUAAGAGUUCUAUUGGUGGGUGAUCCCAUUUCACAUUGUUGCCCUUACAAAUCCGAUGUCCCAAAGAACGCCAUUGUUGUCAGUGGUUGUGUGGUCAAUUGCAAGGUUUGCGGUUGCCGCUUUAGAGGCUCAUGUUGUGCCAAUUAUGGGUCAAGCCAAGGACGUGCAAUCCUCAAGAGUUGUUCAGUAUGUGAGAAGGAAGGUGAACACAUGACUUAUGAGUGCCCGAGCCGCGAGAAGAAAUAUUAUCCUUCUGAUGGAUAG
Prunus armeniaca (apricot) is the source of this 621-nucleotide messenger RNA. NCBI's taxonomy places the organism in Eukaryota, Viridiplantae, Streptophyta, Magnoliopsida, Rosales, Rosaceae. The record is from the annotation of a GenBank genome assembly.